Molecule: messenger RNA, 1847 nt
Organism: Ananas comosus (pineapple)
Lineage: Eukaryota; Viridiplantae; Streptophyta; Magnoliopsida; Poales; Bromeliaceae
Product: transcription factor TGA2.1-like
Exons: 9
Coding region: 525-1523 (332 amino acids)
Biological process (GO): regulation of DNA-templated transcription; DNA-templated transcription
Molecular function (GO): sequence-specific DNA binding; DNA-binding transcription factor activity
Source: RefSeq, a predicted model, not a curated record
ACGCCUUCGAAAUCCUUUUCGAGCUCCCUCACGAAGACCUUCCCCCGAAAAUCUAGGGUUUCCGAGCGCCCCAAUCGCGGGCGCUUCACGCUCCCAAAACCCGCGCCAAGCUUCCUCCUUUCCCCGCUCGAUCCUAGGGUUUUCGCUGUCCCUUCCCCCCUGCACAGUUUGAUUCGCUGCUCUCGUCGAACUAUUGGAGAUCGAGGCGAGGUUUGGUCUUCUGAGGCUCCGGAAUCUGUUUCCGAGUUUAGGGUUUUGUUUUGUGAAAUCGAGCUGGGUUUUGGUGGUGACGGUAAUGGCGGAGGUUGGAGGGGAGUGGUAGAGGGAAAUGAUUAGGGUCUUAUUGUGUUGGCGCAUGCGGAGCUUCGCUUCUCCUCUUGGAUUUGCUCAAUCAGUCCUUUUUCUUCAUCCCAUAUCACUUGAGGAGCUAGAGCUGGAUUUGUGACAUUGUCUUAACAUAAAGAACUGCAUCCAGAUCUGGUAUUACUUUGUAGUGGCUACUUUAAGAUCUUGAGAAGUCCACAAUGGCAGAUGCUGGUGAAAGAACUGAUACCUCAACAGACAUUGAUGCCGAUGAGAGAAACCACAGGUUAGAACGAGGACAAACUGCUGUUGUAGCAGCUUCUGAUUCUAGCGAUAGGUCAAAGGAUAAAACUGGGGACCAAAAAACUCUUCGUCGUCUUGCACAAAACCGUGAAGCUGCAAGAAAAAGCCGUUUGAGGAAAAAGGCAUACGUUCAACAAUUGGAGAGUAGUAGACUGAAACUUACACAACUAGAGCAGGAGCUCCAGCGGGCCCGCCAACAGGGUAUCUUUAUUUCUAGCACAGGAGACCAAUCUCAUACAAUAAGUGCGAAUGGAGCUAAAUCUUUCGACAUAGAGUACGGGCGGUGGCUGGAAGAGCAUAACCGGCAGGUAAAUGAGCUAAGGGCUGCGGUGAAUGCUCAUGCUAGUGACACAGAUCUCCGUACUAUUGUUGAUGGCAUCACGACGCAGUUUGAUGAGAUUUUCAAGAUCAAAGGUGUCGCUGCUAAGGCAGAUGUCUUUCAUAUCUUAUCAGGCAUGUGGAAGACUCCUGCAGAGAGGUGUUUCAUGUGGCUUGGCGGUUUCCGCCCAUCUGAAAUUUUAAAGCUUCUCUCAAAUCAGCUGGAGCCUCUGACAGAGCAGCAGGUGAUGGGCUUAUGCGAUCUUCAGCAAUCUUCUCAGCAAGCCGAGGAUGCUCUCUCGCAAGGGAUGGAGGCAUUGCAGCAGUCCUUAGCGGAAACACUGGCUGGCUCUCUUGGGCCCUCAGGAUCCUCAGGGAACGUGGCGAACUACAUGGGCCAGAUGGCCAUGGCCAUGGGCAAACUCGGGACGCUAGAAAAGUUCCUUCGCCAGGCAGACAACCUGCGGCAGCAGACUCUGCAACAAAUGCAUCAGAGAUUAACCACCCGUCAAUCCGCACGCGCCGUCCUCACCAUACAUGAUUACUUCUCGCGGCUCCGCGCGUUGAGCUCUCUAUGGCUUGCUCGGCCCCGAGAGUAGUAACCCAAAUUAAUUAAAUAGAGAUGCUUCCGAAAAUCUAGUUAAUUUUAAACUGUACCCUGGACCCAAAUUAAUUUAAAAAAAAAAAAUUGAUGCAGGUUUCGUAGGAUUGGUUCGGUUGUAUAGGGUUUGAUUGCAUCCACUUGUUCAAAAGUGUAACAUUAACUUUGUUACCAGAAUUGAUUGUUGAUAGAUGUUGUACUUCUACAUGUACUUGUAAAUCUGAUGAUGCUUUGAGCUUUUUCCGUGUAAUGCAACAGAUGAGCGAAAAGUUGAAAACCCCCGUGUAUUUGAUGCUGAAUUUGUGUUCAGUUUGUUGAAAAA